AGGGGGAGUAAACAGAAAGAUAAUGCUUAUGGUACAUACCAAACAAAUGGAGAGACUGACUCUCAUGGAUUCUGCGCUUGAGCCACCAGCAAAGAGUCCUAUCAAUGAUUUAGUUCCCUAGAGAAAAUCAGAAAAUAAAAGUGCUCCUUUUUUCCAAAUCCACUAAUAGUGAGAAGAAAAGAAGAGAAAUAUGUUACAAGCUUUAACUGGACUUCAAUUUCAGCUGAAAGAACAAUUAGGAGAAAAGGAGAGAAGAUUUCAUAUCAGCCAGGAAAUCAGUGCCCAGAGAACAGAGUUCCACAUGCAGUUUUCAUACAAACCAAUGUUGCAUAGACUUGUCCCAGCAAGACCACAAAUUUAUUCAAGUCAAUUACCAUUCUUUACCAAGGUCCCAGCACACCUGGAAAGUUCUUCCAGGCCUCAGCUACAGAAAGCCCAGAGACAGCAAGUAAAUUCUUUCAUGAUCCUUGAUCAUCAGAUCAUCAAUCCAACUCUUAAAUGGUCACAACCUACAGUGCCAAGUGGUGGGCCUCUUGUGCAGCAUGCACACACAACUCUGGACAGUGACACUGGCCUCUCAGAAAACCCGCUCACCAAGUUACUAACUCUUGGAAAAGAAGAUGACAAUGCACAAUGGCAUAUGGAGGACGUUAUUGAGGAUAUAAUCGGUAUGGAAUCAAGUUUUAAAGAGGAAGGAGCAGACUCUCCUCUGCUAAUGCAAAGAACAUUAUCUGGAAGUAUUUUGGAUGUGUAUAGUGAUGAACAAGGAAUUUCACCAAUUAACAUGGGGCUUACAAGUGCUUCUUGUCCAAGUAGUCUACCAAUGAAAAGAGAAAUUGCAGAAACUGACACUAGAGCUUUAGCAAAAGAGAGACAAAAAAAGGACAACCACAACCUCAUUGAAAGAAGAAGAAGGUAUAAUAUUAAUUACCGAAUCAAGGAGCUUGGCACUCUUAUUCCAAAGUCUAAUGAUCCUGAUAUGCGCUGGAACAAAGGAACCAUUCUAAAAGCAUCAGUGGAGUACAUCAAGUGGCUACAAAAAGAACAACAGAGAGCCCGAGAAUUAGAACACAGACAGAAGAAAUUAGAACAGGCUAACAGGCGACUUCUACUUCGGAUUCAGGAACUAGAAAUUCAGGCUCGUACUCAUGGUCUGCCAACCCUGGCUUCACUUGGCACGGUUGAUUUAGGUGCUCAUGUCACCAAACAGCAGAGCCAUCCUGAACAGAAUUCAGUAGACUAUUGCCAACAACUGACUGUGUCUCAGGGGCCAGCCCCUGAGCUCUGUGAUCAAGCUAUAGCCUUUUCUGAUCCUUUGUCGUACUUCACAGAUUUAUCAUUUAGUGCCGCAUUGAAAGAGGAACAAAGAUUGGAUGGCAUGCUAUUGGAUGACACAAUCUCUCCAUUUGGAACAGAUCCUCUGCUAUCUGCCACUUCCCCUGCAGUUUCCAAAGAGAGCAGUAGGAGAAGUAGCUUUAGCUCAGAUGAUGGUGAUGAAUUAUAAGAAAUAAACAGACCCAAUUCAUCAACUGGAAAGCAGUUCUAUGCUGGUGCUACGCAAUUAUGCUCUGUGUUUCAUAUGUUGCUUUGGCUUAUUUUUUUCCUAAAGGAAUGUGGUGUUCAUGAAAAACUGAUAGAAGCAACAGAAGAAUUCGCAGGAAGAAAAAUCAUGGUGUUAAUGAAUUAUUGAGGGUGGAAAAAAGGUGUUUUCUUCUUUGACUACAGAGUCCAAAUCCACUUAAAUUCUGUUUUACUGGAAAGAGGUACAGCAUAAGAAAUAGCUCUUUACUGAUGCUUUAAAAGCAGCAACUUGGUGGUGUACUACUGGAACUAAUGACUGCAAAGUGUAAAAUGACUGAAAUAUACAAACAGUCUCUUAGUUAUUCAUUUCCAUCUUCUCUUCAACUUUUACAUCCGUCUUCAAGAAUCAAGAUCAGCAUAUCAGGUGGUCAUUGCCUUUCUCCAUUGUCUAGUAGAUAUGUCUAAAGUUCAAACUUUAUAGGAGAAAUAAUGAUAUAAUAGAUUAUCUGUCACUUGUGGUUGAAAAGCAAAUCUACAAUAAAUGUGAGAAUUUUCCACAAUAAAAUAUGGAUGACUUAUAAAAACA
Rhinopithecus roxellana (golden snub-nosed monkey) is the source of this 2107-nucleotide messenger RNA. RefSeq names its product transcription factor EC (gene TFEC). Gene Ontology annotation, molecular function: DNA-binding transcription factor activity, RNA polymerase II-specific; protein dimerization activity; RNA polymerase II cis-regulatory region sequence-specific DNA binding. The transcript is spliced from 10 exons. Gene Ontology annotation, biological process: regulation of transcription by RNA polymerase II. The coding region runs from base 191 to 1504 and encodes 437 amino acids. The record is from RefSeq and is a predicted model, not a curated record. Gene Ontology annotation, cellular component: nucleus. NCBI's taxonomy places the organism in Eukaryota, Metazoa, Chordata, Mammalia, Primates, Cercopithecidae.